CUAUGUGUUACUCAAAACUACAUUAUAGUCUUUAUCAUGGAGCUAAUCAUUUGUGUUUUAUCAUGUUUCAGACAAGCACCAGGACAUUCAACAAUUCAGCCAGGACAGAUAGUAAUAUCUGAUGCUGAGGAUCUGGAUCAACCUGAAACAAAUCCAGAAAAAAAUUCUUGCUACAGUAAAUACACAGACCUGUUUUCACCCAAUGUUGAGCCAGAGGAUGAAGAGCCUGUUGCUGUCAAUGUGAAGAAUAUCCAACACACAGCAAUGGAGGAGACGGACAUUUCAUUACCUGACAUCGUGGCAAACCUGUCGCUUCCUAUUGAUCAUAAAAGAGUCAGUCGGUUCAACAUCUCAAGGGCUAAUGUUUGGGAUGGGGCAGUCAGAGGUUUCAAGCGUACAACAUAUUCUGAAACCUGUGACAUGCUGGUCAAAUUCACUGAUGAUACUGGUGUUUUGGAAGAGGGAAUUGACACGGGUGGUCCAAGACGAGAGUUUUUAACUCUACUAAUGAAACACCUAAAAGACCGGCCCAUUUUUGAUGGACCAGAAGGACAUCGGUUCUUGGUCUACAAUGCAAAUGCUGUUAGGGAGGAUGAGUACUACCUGGCAGGAAAGAUGAUUGCUGUGUCAGUUGUGCAUGGAGGUCCAGGACCCCAUUUCCUGUCAGAAGAUCUUGUACAUUAUCUUUCAGGCCAGCCUUCAUUCAAAGCACCAAUUAAUUUAAUAACUGAUGAAGACAUAGGGAAAGCUUUGCAAGAGAUUGAGAGUGCUGCUUCAUUGGAUGCUCUGCAAGAAUGCAUGAUGAGACACAGCACAAUGUUACAGACAGCAGGUUGUCUGAGGCACGUGGCUACUGUCGAAGAAAAGAAAGAAAUCGUGUCCGACUACCUUCAGUGGUAUAUUAUUGACCGCAACUCAUCUGUAAUUGACAGAUUCAGAGAUGGUCUUUCAACCCUGGAGUUUUUGACUGCACUACAGCAACACCCUACUUUGCUGGCCCCUGUUCUGUGCCACCUGAAAAGCGACUCACUGCUUUUGAACUUGAGAAACUCUUCAAACCUGACCUCAGUCCAUCAGGGAGUAAUCGACGACUUAAAGAAAGUCAACCCAUGGCCUAUUGGGCAGAUUAUCUCCUUGAUUGUGAAGAAGGCCAGGCUGCUGUGUCUGUGGAAGAUGUUUUGAUGUUUGCUACUGGGCUGUCUUCACUUCCCCCAUCUGGCUUGGAACCACCGCCACAAAUAGAGUUCCUGAAUGACUCUGCGUUCCCCAUGGCAAACACAUGUUCAAACUCCUUGAG
Messenger RNA from Etheostoma spectabile (orangethroat darter), 1297 nucleotides. RefSeq names its product G2/M phase-specific E3 ubiquitin-protein ligase-like. Bases 37 to 1182 code for a protein of 381 amino acids. The transcript is spliced from 8 exons. The record is from RefSeq and is a predicted model, not a curated record. Gene Ontology annotation, molecular function: ubiquitin-protein transferase activity. Lineage: Eukaryota; Metazoa; Chordata; Actinopteri; Perciformes; Percidae.